Molecule: messenger RNA, 2430 nt
Organism: Vespula pensylvanica (western yellowjacket)
Lineage: Eukaryota; Metazoa; Arthropoda; Insecta; Hymenoptera; Vespidae
Product: G-protein coupled receptor 143-like
Exons: 6
Coding region: 201-1286 (361 amino acids)
Biological process (GO): regulation of calcium-mediated signaling; G protein-coupled receptor signaling pathway; melanosome organization
Cellular component (GO): plasma membrane; melanosome membrane
Molecular function (GO): L-DOPA receptor activity; L-DOPA binding; dopamine binding
Source: RefSeq, a predicted model, not a curated record
CGAGUUCGAGAUUUUUCGAGAUUUAUAUAUAUCGAAAGAUUAAAUUAUCUUACUAUUCAUGUAUGUUAAGAGUUAUAUGUAUAUUUUAGAUAUACUAUUAUCGUUACUAUUUAGUUUGCUUUCUUUUUAAAACCAGGAAUAAUGCAUAAUUGUAAUUGAUAUGUAUUAAUUUAUAUAAUACCUUUGAUAUUCCUAAUAACAUGGCUGAUCCAACGAUACAGACUUUUUGUUGUCGCCAUACGAAUAAAACCGAUAUGGCUGUUAAAAUAAUGGAAGAAUUUAAUACAGAUGUUUAUAAUAUAGUGUGCAUGCUUUCUUCGACAAUGGGAAUACUUGGAGCUGUUUAUCAAGUGUUACCUCGUGAGACAUCAAAUCUUCCUCAUCGAUGGAAUAGUUUUUCGGCAUCGAGAGGACGCGAGAUUAUUGUAUGGCUCGCAAUUGCCGAUUUAUUUGCUUCUUUAGGUAUAUUUAUAAGAUCAGCAUUAUGGAUAAACUUUAAAUCUAUUAUGCCAAUGGAAAAUGAUACUUCCAGUGUUAUAUUUUGUGCUCUUUCUUCGGCAUGGACACAAUAUUUUUACAUGGCUACAUGGAUUUGGACAUUGUGUUAUGCUGUGGAUAUGAAAUUAUUACUUAGUGAUCGAUCUGGUCAUCCUAUUUGUUAUCAUAUAUUUGCAUGGAUUUGUCCUGCUUUCUUAACAAUUUUUGGUUUGUCAAUAUUAUAUGUUCCAGAUGCAAACUGUCAUAACCUGACAUCAUUGUCCAUUGCAAUAUUACGUAUUCUUCCAAAUUAUUGUACAACAUACGUCCUACUGGCAAUUGUUAUGAUAAUAAAUCCACUUCUUUAUAUUGCUUCAACUCGUGAUCUCAAAACAGCUGUUUCAUAUAGUUUGGCACAAAUGACAGGACGAGAACGAAAAUUAGUUCAAACUAUCAGACUUAAAUUUGCAUUAAUUAAUCUUGUUUAUUAUAUAUGUUGGGUACCAAAUCUAAUCAAUGGUGUCUUAUUGUGGACACUAUGGUUCCAGUUACCUGUUAAAGCUAUUAUUACUUUGUGGUAUAUGAUGGCAGUAACAAAUCCACUUCAAGCAUUUUUAAAUGCAUUGGUUUAUCAGAGAUGGGGCAGAAAAGAAAAAUUCCGAUUAGAAUGGUGUCAAAAAUUAGGAAGCUUCAGUUUAAAUCAAAUUUCUAAAGGGAAUACAGAUAUAAAUUUAACUGAAUCAUCUCCUCUGUUAAAUCAAUAUGCUUGUACACCUCAUACAAGUAUAAAUGGAUCUUCAUCAUUAUGAAAACUGUGAUACUUUUAGUGUAUUGUUAGAAGUAUAGAACAGUUAUGAUAAAAUUACACAUUUUUAUAUACAGUACAUAUUAUAAUAUUGAGAUUAAGGGUUCGUAUUUAUUUGAUUUUAAUCUUCUUAAAACAUGUUUAAAACUUAUAAAAAUAUAAUAAUACUGCCAGAUAAUUAUUACGAUGAAAUAUUAUAGACUACAUUUAAUUAUUUUAUUAGGACAACUUUUAUAGACUAAAGAUUUAUAGAAAUUUUAUAGAACUACUUUUAUAAAAUUGUUAAUUUAUAAAUGCGCUACUUAUAUACUUACAUGUUAUUGAAAUCGUUGAUGUUAACUUUUUAUAGGAAUAAAAAGUCAAAUCAAAGAUAAAAGCUUUUAAUAAAAUUAAAAUAUGUAUUAUUUUUAUAACUAUAAAAAUAAUAUCAUUUAAAAUAAUUAUAUAUUGUAAAUGUAAUAAAUACAAGGAAUUUAUUUUAUACAUGUAAGAAUAUAGUGUACACAUAUAUACAAUUAUUCUAUUAUUAGUACAUUUUGUACAUUCAACAGAUUUUAUUUUAUAUUUAUUACUGAACAUUAAUGGUAAAGUUUACUACGUAUACAAAAAAUAAACAAAUUAAUUAUAUAUUAGUAUAUUUGAUUUUUUAAACUGGAUCAAAUUGACAAAUAAAAUCAAAAGUUUUACAGAAAAAUUAUGUAUCUUUUAAAAAGUGCAUAUAUAGAGGAUCUAGAUUUUUAUAAUUUAUUACAUUUGAUUUUAAAACUCUUUAUACAUACUUGUACACUGCAAUAUUUAUCAUUAAUAUUAAUAGAUAUUUUCAGUUAAAAAUAAGUACUGUAUACAUUGUUGUUAAAAAUGUAACUGAUAAAUAUCAUGUAUUUUGAUAAUAAAAUGUUAGUACUCUUUUAUCUAAAAAAAUGGAUUUGUAUUAUUAGCACCAUUGUAUUACAAACAAACUUGCUGAAAUAUUCAGAGAUUAUACAUAAGUAGUAAAAACAAUAAAUAUAAAACAAAUAUAGUAUUGCUGUUAAUUUCACAUAUACAUCUUCCACAAAAAAUAUCUUACAUUCAUUCUAUAUUAACAAAUGUAAGUUUUAUAGAAAUAUUGUUUUAUCUAGAAUUACAGGCUUCUAAAAAAUUAAUAA